UGUUGUUCUUUCAUUCGUUCGUUCGUUCGUUCAUUCUCUCUCUCUCAUGUGUUGUUUUUUGAUGACCGAGUGUCCGGGCCAGCACUCCUUCGGAGUGUCGCACCUCGACUAAUCUCGGGGCCCUGAGCCGAUCGACCAGGCAAAGACGCAGUGGCCCGCCAGGAGCACAGCUGGGAGUGGGAUUCGAACCUGAGACCUAGAGAGGAGCAAACUCCUAGGCCCCAAGUCCCUUGGCCUCAACCAACUGGGCUACCCUUGCGGGUUCUCUCUCAUGUGUUGUUGAUAGAUCAUACGGAUUACUAUUUUUUUCCUACUCAGAUCCCUUAAUUUGAUACUUCCGUUUUUUUUACUUGUAUCAGAUCUUCUAUUUUCCAUGAAUGUAGUUAUUUAUUUAUGUGUUCAUUUGUCUCCCCCAAUAUUUUAUACGAAUAAAUGAAAUAAUCCUGUUUUGCCCACACAAAGGCCAAAAAACAUAGAAUAUUGGUCUCAUGUGCAUGCAAAUGCAGUAAGGUUUUGUGGCUGACAACGUUUCCUCAUCUUGGUGAUUUCCGUUCAGGCUAAAAAACUUUAUUGCAUUGCAGGUAUGAAUUCAAAUGGCCAAACACCAUUUUCUGUUGAUGGCAGUCCAGUUCGGCAAACCCAACCACCUGCACCGCCACAGCAACCAUCUGUUGACACAAACACAGACACAAGAACUGGUAACACUCAAAACCAGCAUCCUUCAACAUCUCACGACUGUCAGAUUCGGACUCGGACUCGGACUCAGACUCAGACUCAGACUCAGACUCAAACUCGGGUUAAGACUCGAUCUUGGUUUCCGAGUCUGAAAGAGAAGACUAGCAGUGGCGACAACUUACAUAAGCUGUCGGAGACGCUCCUAGUCACAAAUUUCAGUGCAGCCAUAGCUAUGGUGAUUUUCAGAUCAGAGGGAUCGCCGUUGCAGUAUGCUUUGAAUUCAAAGCCACCACAUGGACUAUCAUUUGGUAUUCUUGUGGCUUGUAUUGCAAUUGGUUUCACUUGUAAUAUGCAAGUGAUCUUAUUGCAAAAGAAAUCGCCAAUCGUUGCAAGCAUAGGGGAGUAUGCUGGCGUGUUUUCGUCUGUCAUUGGGUUCUUGGCCAUGAUACAAAUGAUUCUACCUCUUACCCUCUGGUGGAUUGUUUGGCCUGCUGGUAUUUCUAUCUUCCUAUCAUCUCUCUAUGCCCUUAGAAAGAACAGGGAUGAUACAGAAGAUGAGAAUGCUAUGUUCUAUUGGGGGGGAGAGAUUAUGUCUGAUCACAAAAGUGUGUCUUACAACGGCCAUGUGAAGAAGUUCUGUAAGGUGAAAAAGGGGACAACACUGCACGAGUUGGAGGCGAUGAUCAUGCCCAAGGUGGGCCCGAUUGGAGAAAACGUGCAACUGAAGUUCAAAUGUAGGUUCCCAUCUUGGGAGUCCAUAAACAAAGUGGAGUAUGCGUUGGUAUCAAUCGACAACGAUGAGGAUUUGGCUUUCGUCUUGAAUCAACCGAAAAACCCAUGGUCAAAAUAUAGUUUGCAAUUUUAUGUGGACUGGGACAAGAGCAUGAUGGCCAACAUAACCCCGUUUGUGUAGUGAACUCAAGAAUAUUUUCCAACUACUCUUUAAUUAUAUGGAUGUGAAGAUUUUGCUGCAAUGAGGACAUGUAGAUGCAUAUCGCAGGAAACUCCAAGAGUUGGGCGAAUGGUCGAAGUUUGAGAUUUGGAAGUGCAUUAUUUUCAUAAUUUCAGGUUUGAAAUCUCUUAAAUGCAAAUAAUAUAUUGGGGUUAGUCCGAGUACGAGACUUUGCCUCAAAAAGAUACAUAUAACACAUGAGUGGAUUGAUCUUCACAAAUAAUUUAUUUUACUUGUUUGUUUUUUCUUCUAUUGGUUGGAACAAAAUGCAAAAAACUUCAAAUAUUCACUAAUAUUAUUUUUGUUC
This is a messenger RNA of Camellia sinensis, 1934 nucleotides long. RefSeq lists its product as uncharacterized. Lineage: Eukaryota; Viridiplantae; Streptophyta; Magnoliopsida; Ericales; Theaceae. The record is from RefSeq and is a predicted model, not a curated record.